This is a messenger RNA of Aspergillus tanneri, 1368 nucleotides long. RefSeq lists its product as uncharacterized. Lineage: Eukaryota; Fungi; Ascomycota; Eurotiomycetes; Eurotiales; Aspergillaceae. The transcript has 3 exons. Gene Ontology annotation, molecular function: kinesin binding. Gene Ontology annotation, biological process: microtubule-based movement. The coding region runs from base 1 to 1368 and encodes 455 amino acids. The record is from RefSeq and is a predicted model, not a curated record. Gene Ontology annotation, cellular component: membrane-bounded organelle; kinesin complex; cytoplasm.
AUGCCACUAGCGAUAGUACAGGCCGCUAGCUUUCUUAGAAAUCGAGCGCCUCGCUAUUCGGUGUCGCAGUACCUAAGGGACUUUCAACGGAGUGAACGCGAAGCAACAGAGCUGCUGGAAAAAGAGGCAGGCCACUUCUACCGGGACUGGGAAGCGAAGAACUUAAUUCUGGUAACAUGGCAAAUAUCGUUCGAUCAUAUUCGUCGAACAAAGUCAUCCGCAACGGACUUACUUUCUCUUAUGGGCUUUUUCGAUCGGCAAGAGAUUCCAGAGAACCUUCUCAGGAUACGGGACGCAAGCAACCACGAUUCCAAAUUAAUGUCUCUAGAUGAUUCCAGUGUCGACGGGGAGACCUCUGGGUCUGAUAUGAGCCUCGAUUUUGAAGAUGAUAUCACAACACUGAGGAAUUAUUCAUUUAUCUCUGUCUGCGAGACAAGCACGUUCUUCACAAUGCAUCGACUAAUGCAACUUACUACGCGCGCCUGGUUGAAAUCUCAUGGACAAAUAGAUCAAUGGAAGGAGAAAUUCAUUAGCAAUUUGAGCGAAGAGUUUCCCACCGGUGAAUAUGAAAACUGGGAGCGAUGCGGAGGUGCAUGGUACGCAUGGCAAAGCGGUAACAUCGCAGAUGUAAAAAUGAUGGCAUCAAAAUCAAGAAUGCAAAGGGUGAUAUUGUUCGGUGAAGAACAUAAAGAGGUCCUUGAAAGCACAUUAACGUUGGCAAAAGCAUACUUGCUUGAGGGCCGCGAGGGCCGGUGGGAGGAGGCCGAAAAGCUUGAGGCCCAGGUGAUGGAGACAUGCAAGACGAAGCUCGGCAAGGACCAUCCUGACACGCUAACGAGCAUGGCCAACCUAGCAUCGACGUUCUGGAACCAGGGCCGAUGGGAGGAGGCUGAGAAGUUCUAUGUGCAGGUGUUAGAGGCUCGCACGACGAAGCUCGGCAAGGGCCAUCCUGAUACGUUGAUGAGUAUAAAAAACCUGGCGAUGACAUAUAGCAAUCAGGGCCGGUGGGAGGAGGCCACGAGGCUCUUUAUGCGGACGAUGGAGACUUAUAAGACGAAGCUAGGCAAGGACCAUCCUGAUACACUAUCGAAUAUGAAUAACCUGACGGUGACAUAUAUGAACCAGGGCCAGUUGGAGGAGGCAGAGGAGCACUUUAUGCAGAUGAUACAGAUAGGCAAGACCACGCUUGGUUAUGACCAUCCCUCUAUGCGGACAUGCGUGUCUAAUUUAGCGGCAAUGUAUCGUAACCAGGGCCGAUGGGAAGAGGCCGAGAAGCUCGAGGUCCAGGUGAUGGAGACUCGCAAGGCGAAGAUCGGCGAGGACCAUCACAACACACUUCUAGAUCAUGACGCUGAAGCUAUCAAUUAA